Messenger RNA from Nerophis lumbriciformis (worm pipefish), 3235 nucleotides. The record is from RefSeq and is a predicted model, not a curated record. Lineage: Eukaryota; Metazoa; Chordata; Actinopteri; Syngnathiformes; Syngnathidae.
CCCCCUUUGUGUUUCCCGCACCGUCAAUCAAAAUAGAAAAAAAAAUCGACCCGAAUUCAGCGAUCAACACUUAGCCCGCCUAUGAUAAAAUAAUCAUGUUCGGAGUUCUACUGAACACAUAAGCCCUAAAUUCACGCUAUGAGCGACCCGUAAACACUUCGUUGAGUGAAACGGUGAGUUUCUACAGUCUACGGCGACGAGAGCGGGCGUCUUUUUGCCUCUCUUUUUUUGUGUGUUGUGGCUCGGAGGCUAACUAGCUGGAUAUGGUUAGCCACCAACAGAGCUAGCCGGCUAGGCUAGCUAGCCGCGGAGUUGGACAAAGUAAACAGUCGCAGAAUCUCCGCUGCGAAAGUUGACUUUCGCGGUCGUCAUCUUUUUUUUUUUUUUUUUUCUUCUGGCCCGCACAGAGUGGGGGAUGCGUUUCUGGAGGAGAGGAGUCGAAGAUUACAGAGUUUUUUGCCGCCGCUCGCCUCUCUCUCUCUCCUCUGCUAGCGCCGCUUGAAACAAGGAGAAAUGGCGUCCGCGGACGUGGACAGCAGUCAAAGCGAGUUCCUGCAAUCCGCGACGGAAACGCAGACGACAGAUAUGUCCGCCAUUCAGUUGUCAGGUUCAGACCGCUGGGAGGUGUUGACGCCUGUCUCAGCUGGCAAGGAAGACCCAAACGCGGGGAUCAUCACGUCCAAUGGUCAAUAUGUGCUACCCAUCGGGAGUCUUUCCAGCCAGCCUAUCUAUGUCACGGCGCCGGGGAGCGAGGCCACCGCCAAUGGCGUGUCGGGGAUUCAGUAUCAGGUCAUCCCACAAAUCCAGAAUGUCGACGGGACCCUGGCGGGAUUUUCCACGCAAGCUUUGGAUGACGGCACGGGUCAGAUCCAGCUCCUCCAAGAUGGCAGCCAUGCCGGCAUCGGUCUCUGCUGCGCCACAACGGCAACCACGGAUCUCCUGACGCAGGCGGGCCAGGUGCAGUCCAUCCAGGGCGUCAACCUGGCAGGGAACUCGGCGUACACGGGCCUCCCGGGCAACAUCACCUUUGUGCCCAUCAACAGCGUGGACCUGGAGUCACUCGGUCUGACGGCUGCGCAGACAGUCCCCAUAGCAACGGCAGUGACGCCGGAGGGUCAGCUGAUCAUGAGCGGGCAGGCGCUCGAGGGUCAGGACGGCGGUGGCGCUAAGCAGUCACUUGUGGCGAUCGGGGGCGACGGCAACCACCAGCUCUACGUGCCAACAUCCACCAACAACUCCUCGAACGCCUCGCAGCUUCCCGAGACCAUUGAUGGGACGGGGGUGCUGACGCAAGCCACCGCCGUGUCCGUGGGUGUGUCGGACCCCUCCUCGGAGAACUUCAACUCACACCACCACCUGCAGCAAAUACAGGUGUCGACCUCCAACGCCAUCUCACAGCCCAUCCUGCAGCUGUCAGGUGACACUCAAGGCCAGGACCUGAGUGGGACGGGAGCAGCAGGAGGUCAGACUUUGCAGAGCGUCCAGCUGGUCAACCCAGGAACUUUCCUUAUCCAGGCCCAGACCGUCUCCGCCACCGGUCAGAUCCAGUGGCAGACCUUCCAGGUUCAAGGUGUUCAGUCGCUACAGGGGCUCCAGCUGCCUCAGGGUCAGGGCCAGCAGCUAACCUUAGCCCCGGUCCAGACUCUUCCUCUGGGCCAAACGGGUCAAGUCAGCCUGCCUAACCUGCAGACGGUCACGGUGAACUCGCUGACUCAAGCUGGGGUCCAGUUCGCUCAUGGUGACGGCACUAACAGUCCAGCUGGGAUCCAAAUCAAGGAGGAGCCCGACUCCGAGGAGUGGUGUCUGAGUGGCGAAUCCACCCUCAACUCAAGCGACCUCAACAACCUGAGGGUCCACCUGGUGGACGACGACAUGGACGCCGCUAGCGGAGAGGGCAAGAGGCUGCGCCGGGUGGCGUGUACAUGUCCCAACUGUAAGGAGUCCGGUGGAAGAGGAUCCGGCGUGGGCAAGAAGAAGCUUCACAUUUGUCACAUCGUCGGCUGCGGGAAAGUUUACGGCAAGACGUCGCACCUCCGAGCUCACCUGCGCUGGCACAGCGGCGAGCGACCGUUUGUCUGCAACUGGAUGUACUGCGGGAAGAGGUUCACUCGCAGCGACGAGCUGCAGAGACACCGCAGGACGCACACAGGCGAGAAGAAGUUUGUGUGCACGGAAUGUUCCAAGAGGUUCAUGCGCAGCGACCACCUGGCCAAACACAUAAAGACUCACCAGAACAAAAAGGGCGUCGGCCCUUCCUCCACGUCGUCGCCCACCACAGACACUCUCAUCACCGCCGACGGCACGCUCAUCUUGCAGAGGGCCACCACCCACGACCUCAUGGCCAAUCAGGAGAUCCCGCUGCAGCUGGUCACCGUGGCACCCGGCGAGGUGUUGGAGUGAAGGAAACACCACAAGGGACCUCUUUUGGUGGGCUCCCCCCCCAUCCCCUCCCCCCGUCCUCUCUUAUCUUUUUCUAUAUGAAUAUAUACGUAAAUAUAUAUGACAAAUAUAUAUAUUUUAACUGAGAGUUAUCAUGAUUUUGUUUUUGCAGUCUUUUAUAAGCUGGCGAAAACAUAGAAAAUGUACACACAAACACGUUGAAAUGCCUUAUUUUGUAUCAUAGUUGUGUAAAAAUGCUGGAGGUGCAUGUGUGUUUAAAAAAAAUUCCACCCAUGUUUGAGAACGUGCGCUGUGCGUGUGAAGCGUUGUCACCCAUCCUCUCUUUUCUACCGCUUCUUUUAAUCUGCACUAAAAAAAACAAACAAAAGGUGAAUUUAGAGGCACAAACAUCACUUUUCCUGUAAGAGAGCAUUACUUCCUGGUGAGUGGUUGCCCAGGAAACGGCCCCAGGUGCUUUGCUAAUGCCGGCCCACCUAUCAGACAGCAGCAAGAGGCGGGACUAAAUAGGAAUAGCAAAUCAGAGCCCAAAUUUCUUCCAGCGUCCGCUCAGUCGGGACAGAAUAUUUUUAUCCUCUUGCUUUCUUUACUUUAAAUUCAUUUUUGUAUUUCUUGGCUGACCCGGUGGGGCGGGUGGGCUUUUUCUUUCUUUCUUUCUCCCAAGGACAAAAAAAAAACAACAACUAACAUUUGGGAAACAUUCCAGUCAAGACGGUGCGAGAUUGCUCUGUGCAACACCUCUCCUGCCCACGUGUGCUUCAAGUCCAAAAGUAAAACAAUCGUGUUUUUUCUCCUCCAUGUUAAUCAUUCUGUUUGUAGCAUUCAUUUUACUUGUAUA